Molecule: messenger RNA, 804 nt
Organism: Ordospora pajunii
Lineage: Eukaryota; Fungi; Microsporidia; Ordosporidae
Exons: 1
Coding region: 1-804 (267 amino acids)
Source: RefSeq, a predicted model, not a curated record
AUGGAAAGGUUGAAAAACAUACUUAAAGAAGCAAAGGUACAGCACGCAGAGCAGCGUGUGUUUCCUUGUCUUGAAGUGUGCAGAGUGUCAGAAAUACCCAAGGCAUCAUCAAUCGACACAUUGGACGACUUGAACGAGGUUCUCAGAGAGUUCGAAUUCCCAAUCAUUGAGCAAAGAAUGCUUGAUGACCAUCUGGCAUUGAUAGACGUCCUCAAUAACCUCAACAUCGAGUACGGAAGGUAUGGACUGCAGUUUUCGGCAGAAAUAGAUAGUCUGCACUGCAGGCAGGAAGAGUUGGCUUUGGUUGCAGAAUGCGAGAGGGAAUGCGAUGUGCUGGAAGUCGAGCUUGCAAACACAAAGCAGAAAUACGAUGAGGUUGAGGAGCUGAGCCGCUACAGCAUUGAUGAUCUUAAGCAUAGACUUUGUGAGCUUCGAAAGCUGUUCAACGAUUCUGAGUAUGAAAAGCAGCAUAAGGAGCUAAUUGAAAAGGUGCUUGGAUUCGUGAGACUGGAAAACAAUUGCGAUGAAAGCAUUGCUGGUGCGCUUAGAUACAUAAAAGAAUCAAAAGCAUACAUAUCAUGUAUUGAAAAGAUGGCUGCGGAGAAUGCAAUCAAAUCUGCAAAGGACUCAGUGAAUAAACACAUCUUUACAAAGCUUAUUUCACAGGAAUACGUUCAGCUAUGCGAUCUUGAGCAUGCCAUUCAUAUCGACAGGCAGGGACUUCUAAGGAUAGUUUAUGGUUUGCUUAGUAAAGGUAUUAUCGUUUUUGAUCGGACAAGAGACAGAAUAUCAAUCCAAAGAUAG